CCAUAGUGCAGACCACCAAUUGCUUAUUUUCAACCGUUUUGUUUGAUUUUCUUUAUUAACAGCUUACAUUUAUUUUCUUUUUCUUAAGAAAAUCUCAGAUUUGCCUGGAAUUUGCAAAUUGCUUCAUAAAGUCGCUACGCUACUGCGAAGGUGUUGUGUCAGCAUUUGCUACAGUUGAAGGCUUUCCUUUGUCAUUCAUCUUGAACAGAGAAAUAUUUGGCUUCUCUGAAACUAUUUGCGUCUUGGAAAACCACAGAGCCCGAUUCUUCAAGUUUUAUAUCAUAUCCCUUAUACUUUUAGACUGGGAAUAAAUGCGAAAGGUUUCGGUGCAUUUGGGAUUUCAGGAAUAUUGAUACCUUUUUUUUUCCCUUCCUAUUUUCAACUCUCUUUCUAGUGUUUGGGUAUUGUUUCUACUUUGUUUUUUUGAACGUUCUGUAAAUCCAUAGCUACUUGUACAUUUAUUUUUUUCUCUUUUUUUUUACGAAAAUGCCUCCUAAAACUGUGAUUGUGGGUGUUAGUGGUGCUUCUUGCAGUGGAAAGUCGACAUUGACUCAGUUUCUUCAUGCUAUCUUUAAAGGAUCUUCCAUUCUCCACGAAGAUGACUUUUACAAGACCGAUGCAGAUAUUCCUGUAAAAAAUGGGAUUGCCGACUGGGAUUGCAAAGAGUCCUUGAACUUGGACUUAUUCUUGGAAACACUAAAAUAUAUCCGUGAACAUGGUGAUUUGCCUACUCAUCUUCACAAUCGAGACAAUAAAAACGUGGCAAAAGAAGCUCUCGCACAGUUUACUUCAAUCCUUGAAGAAUACCCAGAAAGCCCUAUUUCUUCUUCAGAUUACAAAAUUAUAUUUGUGGAUGGGUUUAUGCUCUAUGUAAACGAAGAGCUUAUCCGAUCGUUUGAUCUCUGUCUUAUGCUGGUUUGCGACUUUGAUACAUUAAGAGCUCGUAGAGAAUCUCGUAAAGGUUAUGUGACCCAAGAAGGGUUUUGGCAGGAUCCACCUAACUACUUUGAGAAUUACGUCUGGCCAGGUUAUGUAAACGGUCAUGCUCAUCUUUUUCAAAACAAAGACGUUCAUGGGAAAUUGGUAGAUACUCGCAUACAACUCAGCCCUUCCAGCAAAUUGAGUGUUAAGCAAAAUGUGGAAUGGGCUGUCGCUACUAUACAGAAGGCUUUAUCAUAACAUUUCUUAAAUUAAUUUCAUCCUUUUUUGUUAGUUUUUGAUCGUUACGUCUAUUAUAUUACCUUCAAAUUUACACUUUUCACUUCCUCUUCAUCAUUGUAUCCCAUUUGGAAGCUAAACAUCAUCUCUUGCUUUAGAUUCAAAUUCACUUUGUACCCAUCUUUAAUAAAAUUGUGCAUACUUACUACUACAAAAUGGAUUAUGAAUACAAUUAUGUUUAAGUUUUUACUGUAAGU
Schizosaccharomyces cryophilus OY26 is the source of this 1415-nucleotide messenger RNA. RefSeq names its product nicotinamide riboside kinase. Bases 487 to 1179 code for a protein of 230 amino acids. Gene Ontology annotation, molecular function: kinase activity; ATP binding. The transcript has 5 exons. The record is from RefSeq and is a predicted model, not a curated record. Gene Ontology annotation, cellular component: cytoplasm. Lineage: Eukaryota; Fungi; Ascomycota; Schizosaccharomycetes; Schizosaccharomycetales; Schizosaccharomycetaceae.